GACUCGUAAAACCGGUCUGAGUUUCUGGACCGGCCUUUCUGCAGAGGAGCUCGGAAAGACGGGCAGUCAGCAUGAUGCCGUGGCGAGCUGGGGUUGUCGUGUUGCUAGCGUGUGUGCUGUUCGUGGCGCAAGCGUUUACGAUUUCCAAUGAGUCCACCAGCAUAAAAGCAACUCUUUUGGGGACCACAAAAUCUUCUUCAACUUUUCUGGCAAGUUCCACUUCAUCGCCCCACUCAAGUUCUGGUACGAGUUCCGGUUCCCCGUGUCAUUCCAAUUUUUCGGAACGAACUGUCCCCCCGCCGUCGAGUUCUCCAGCGAGCUCAACCUCCAGUCCUGAAUCUCGCAGGACAUGCCCUCCGCUUGGGUCGCCCUCGCUGGACAUAAUAUGCCGAGGACCCACCGGCGAACAGGAUGCCGUGCCAUGCGACCAACCUCAACCUGUCGGCGCUGUCGCCUCGAUUGAGUGCAGGAACCAUUUUGAGCAUCGGCCGCUGCCCGACAGUGCGCACUUCUCGCGCUGCGGCGCGGACGGGAUGUGGAGCAAGCCCCUUUUCACAUGCACGCCAGUGUGCGGCCGUCCGUCGGGCAAAGGCGUUGCUUUCGUGCGUCAUGGGCGGAACGUGUCUUCGGCUGCCGACUUUCCGUGGCACGUCGUCGUCUACGACACGACCUUUGCAACGCACGAGCAGAUUUGUGGAGGAUCCCUUAUCAAACCCAGGUACUUCGUGUCGGCUGCCCACUGUUUCCACAGUAGGGAUGGGCCCUUAAGAACAGCAACAGACUUUGCUGCCGUCGUGGGCAAGCGGAUCCGCAACUGGAACGCAGUGGAAGACACAGAGCAGCGCGCGACGAUAAAACAAAUAAUGCUCAACCGCUACGGUGGUUCGAAGCAUUUUUUUAUCAAUGAUAUUGCACUUGUCGAGUUACAUCAGGAUCUUACCAUUACUACCAGCGUCAUGCCCAUCUGCGUGGACUGGGGAAGAGCGCACCCCCCUCUCAAGAACGGCGAGGAGGGAAUAGUUGUUGGGUUUGGCGGAGAGCGAAAUACGCCCAUUGAGUCGCUUCAGUUGUCUAAGCUUCCGUUUGUCGAUCUAGAAAUCUGUCAAGGAACCGUGCCCGAUAAGUUGCUGGUUUACACGUAUCUUACAGACAAGUUUUGCGUCGGAGUUGCCAACGGCUCUUCUGUUGGCCAAGGCGACAGCGGGGGUGGUCUGGCCUUUCCCACAUCCGAAAGACAGUGGUUUCUAGAAGGUGUGCUGUCGAUUGGAGACGCGAACUCCGUCGCCAUGUCACUGUUCACCAAAGUCUCCCAGCACACCCUUUGGAUGUCUGGAGCCAUCGAAGAACCUGCGACCGACGGAUGCGGAUGGCAUGAGUUCCAAUGCAGGGACGGCGGAUGCAUCGACGCAUACUUACGGUGCGACGGUCGCAAGGAUUGUGGUGACGGCUCCGAAGAGGAAGUUUGCAAUUCUCCACCUACGGUGACCCUGCCCGUCAUGGGCACGACCACGGCCCGCGUGCAGUGCUCGGAGGAACACGGCAGCAUUAUGCUGCACCUUUGCAGCGGCGAGCGCUGCAGCAUUGUUUGGCUGCGGGGUGAGAGCGGUGACGGGGCGCUGUGGUACGUCACGCGCGAACAAUGUCACGGAUUUAUUACCGGUCUUCAUGGCUGGGGCUGCAGCGACAGCAAGGAUCACGGAGCAAUUGGCCACUUCUUCACCCCGAGCGAGAUGUUGCUGGAGGUGCAGCGCCGACCCGGAGAGCUAGCUGUGUGGCGAAAGGGGCGGCCGGACGCCGUGGCAGUGGUUCCCGUAGGAGAAAACUACGACACCCUCAAGGUUAGGCCUUUUUACUGGAGCUCUGACAUGGCCGUGCAGUUCUCAGUCCCUGCAAGCGCUUGUGGUAAUGCGGAGCCGGUGCUGACCAAGGAAGGAAAUGCAACCUCCGUGGAAACGUUCCCGUGGCACAUUGCGAUUUACGUGGAACGCUCCGGCCGCAAGUCAUACACAUGUGGGGGCAGCCUUGUGGCACCCUGCUUCGUCGUGACCGCUGCAAGCUGCUUACCAGGGAAUGCUACGUUUUCUGUGGCCCUCGGUAAAUACUGGAGUUCAGAGGACGAUCAAAAAAUCGAUCACCUAAGAGUAAAAUCGUUCCACAAGCAUGCUUACUUCUGGGGGAGCGCCAACAAAAACGCUUACGACAUAGCUGUACUUGAACUUGAAAAUUGCGCAGAUUCUAGCAAAGAAGUAACACCCGUUUGCCUGUAUGAGGGGAUCAAGCCAACAUCCAAAAGUAACGUAAAGGUUGCCGGCCGGGCCAAUGGGACAACUGCUGAGCAGGAGACCAUCGGAUUAACUCAGCUUGACUUCAAUGACUGUUUUUACAAAUUGAGCACAAAUUUGGCAGAGCUUGCUUCUUUAACUCCUGACAAGUUUUGUGCCAGAAGACGUGAAAGUAAGCCAUGAGGUCUGAAAAUAACCGUAUUUAAGAAGUCGAGAACGGAUAUGCAUGAUGCACUGUCACUUACCUUAAAAGGGCAUCAAAACGUUAUCGUAAGCGUAAAAGUUAUAAACCCUUAACUUCUGACUUCUUUUCAAAAGGAUGAGUUCUGUUUCUAGUUUCUCGAUUUUGUGUGAAGAUACUUUAGGAAGUCCAUACCCUUAACCUUUAGCGAACAUUGUCUUGUGUUACGUUAUAAAAGCAAUGUUAGUUAAACGCGGUUAAAUGUUAAGUAUUAAAGUUAAGGAUCGCUGGUCGUGGCAUGCAUUUAAAAUUGCCAAUAGUCUUUUUCCGAAACAUCUUGGGAUACCUCGGUAUAGCCUGACGGCAUCCAGGUGUUGGAUGUCAACACCAGGACACACGUGCAACUUUUCAUACAAUCACCCCCUCCUCUCGUACCGCGACGCUCUUUUCAGGA
This is a messenger RNA of Thrips palmi, 2917 nucleotides long. RefSeq names its product modular serine protease-like. The transcript has 15 exons. The record is from RefSeq and is a predicted model, not a curated record. Gene Ontology annotation, biological process: proteolysis. Gene Ontology annotation, molecular function: protein binding; serine-type endopeptidase activity. NCBI's taxonomy places the organism in Eukaryota, Metazoa, Arthropoda, Insecta, Thysanoptera, Thripidae. The coding region runs from base 72 to 2465 and encodes 797 amino acids.